AUGAUGAUGAGGACAAUCCGGAUGCGCUGGUGGACGGUGGCCUGCGUGGCGCUCAACCUCGCUCUGGUCCUGUGGUGGUUGAAUCUCUUCCCCUUCAACCUGUUCUAUUCACCCCCGCAACGAUCCCAGGCCAUCCACAACGCCAUCGCGCGGCUCCCCGUGCGCCUGCCCUACGAACCGUCCGACGUGGAGGUCCUCCUCUUCGGCAAUCGCGACCGCUACUGCCCCACCAUUCGGUCGGCCAUCCACACGGGCUACAAGCACAUCACGUUGAUGGGCUACGGCGAGGUCUUUCCGAAUCGGGAGGAGGCGCUCUACAUGAAGGUGCUCAUGGUGCGCAACUACCUCGCCACCAUACCGGGCGACCAAAUCGUCGUCUUCAUCGACAGCUUCGACUCCAUCCUCUACGCCACCCCAUCCGAGCUCCUCGCCAGCUGGCGUCGCGGCCUCGACCGCCAGAACGCGCGCCGACGCCCUACGCCUUCCCCAAUUCGGGGGAUCUACAUGGGCCGCGCCCGCGACCUGCUGGAGGCCCUCACCCGCGCUGCCAUCUACGAGGAGCGCGACGACCAGCUCGCGUGGGAGCUGGUCUAUGUCGAUAACCCGGGCAUGGUGGCGCUGGACUACCACGCCGACCUGGUGGCCAACAUGUACCUCUCCUGCGACGACCUGGCCCUCCGGCCCUACGCCGGCGCCGCGUUUGAAGAAGUCGGAAAGAACGAAAGCGAAGAAGGCGAAAGAACGAAAGCGAAAGCGAAGACGAGGCCGUACAACAAGGUGACGGACGUGUUCCCGUCGGUGCUGCACUUCAACGGCCGCUCGACGGGCCAGUGCGGGAUCACGGAGUACCAGCGGACGGCGUGGUGGGACCAGGCCGACUCGACCGAGGAGCGAGCGCGGCAACGCGGGCGAGAGCUCGACUUCAAACUGUGGUCUGUCUCUCGCACCCUCUACCUCUCCCGUCUUCCCUUCCCCAACAUCUGCGCUUGA
This is a messenger RNA of Acanthamoeba castellanii str. Neff, 990 nucleotides long. RefSeq lists its product as uncharacterized. The record is from RefSeq and is a predicted model, not a curated record. The coding region runs from base 1 to 990 and encodes 329 amino acids. The transcript is spliced from 4 exons. NCBI's taxonomy places the organism in Eukaryota, Discosea, Longamoebia, Acanthamoebidae.